GAAGAAGAGAUCAACCACCGCACCGAGAAGGAAAACGAGUUUGUCCUCCUCAAAAAGGACGUGGACGAAGCCUACAUGAACAAGGUGGAGCUGGAGUCGCGGCUGGAGAGCCUGACCGAUGAAAUCAACUUCUUGCGGCAGCUUUAUGACGAGGAGGUCCGGGAGCUGCAGUCUCAGAUCUCCGACACCUCCGUCAUCCUCUCCAUGGACAACAACCGCAGCCUGGACCUGGACGGGAUCAUCGCCGAGGUGAAGGCGCAGUACGAGGACAUCGCCAACCGCAGCCGCGCCGAGGCCGAGAGCAUGUACCAGAUCAAGUACGAGGAGUUGAAGACGACGCCGAAACACGGGGACGACCUGCGCAACACCCGCAGCGAGAUCAACGAGCUCAACAGGCUGAUCCAGAGGAUCCAGGCGGAGAUCGAGGCGCUCAAGAACCAGCGCUCCAGCCUGGAGACGGCCAUCGCGGAGGCGGAGGAGCGCGGGGAGCUGGCCCUGAAGGAUGCCAAGGGGAAGCUGGCGGAGCUGGAGGCAGCUCUGCAGAAGGCGAAGCAGGACAUGGCCCGGCAGCUCCGCGAGUACCAGGAGCUCAUGAAUGUCAAGCUGGCCCUGGACAUCGAGAUCGCGACCUACAGGAAGCUGCUGGAGGGAGAGGAGAGCAGGCUGGAGUCGGGCGUGCAAAACCUGAGCAUCCACACCAAGACGACGGGAUACUCGGCUGGCUUCGGCGGGGGCUUCGGGGGCGGUUUCGGGGGGGGCUUCGGCACCUCCUUUGUCACCUCCGGCUACGCCGUGGCCCCCCCGGCCCUGGAGAGCUCGGCCGUCACCAAGUCCCGCGCCAUCGUCAUCAAGAAGAUCGAGACCCGCGAUGGCAAACUGGUGUCCGAGUCCUCCGACGUCCUGAGCAGCUGA
Molecule: messenger RNA, 912 nt
Organism: Gavia stellata (red-throated loon)
Lineage: Eukaryota; Metazoa; Chordata; Aves; Gaviiformes; Gaviidae
Product: keratin, type II cytoskeletal 8-like
Source: RefSeq, a predicted model, not a curated record